This is a messenger RNA of Megalobrama amblycephala (Wuchang bream), 5727 nucleotides long. RefSeq lists its product as uncharacterized. The transcript has a single exon. Bases 4107 to 5603 code for a protein of 498 amino acids. NCBI's taxonomy places the organism in Eukaryota, Metazoa, Chordata, Actinopteri, Cypriniformes, Xenocyprididae. The record is from RefSeq and is a predicted model, not a curated record.
UGUUCAACAAAUUACCAUGCAAAGCUACAGUACAGGUGAGAAUAAACUCCAAAUGAGCAGUUCACAUAAGAAUGAACACAAAAUGAACAAAAAUACAUUUAUGUCUAAUCCAAGAGAAAUAAGGAUUAGUACAACGUUUACCUGGAAAAUAAAGGAAUUGAAAUGACAAAACGUCACACACAAUUUUAAAGUUCCCCCACACAGGACUCAAACCUACAAUCUCUGUUCCAUAUGUCUACUGCUCAAUGCUCUGCACUACUGGGUAGAUGUGAUCAUACUGAUGGUUCAAAUGAGAAUCAACUUAAAAUGAAUAGAAGUUCAAAUGUGAACGAACACAGAAAUGAAAAAAAAAAAAAACAUAUUUCUAAUCCUAGACGAAGAAAGAUUAGAAGAUUGAUUAUUGGGGUUAUAAAUCCAAAUGGAAUGCAGCUUGACACAAUUUUAUAAAGUCAGAUGGGGUUAGAACCUACAACCUGAUAGGUUCAAGGCUUAUGACUUAUCAUAGUGAGCUACAGAGGACAUUGCGUUCAUCAUCAUACAGAGGUGACUUUCAAAACAAACACAAAGGCUAAUUAGCUCUCACCUGAUUUUUAUUAACAUCUAGUAAUUAGUCUAUAUAAGGCAGUGAAACUGGAUGUAGUUGUUUUUCUGUGUUCCUACAGCAGGUGAGUGUUUUUGUGGAACUGGUCAUAAUUUAAGCAUAAAACUCUUGUCUGAGAGGUUAAAUAUACUAUUGAAACAUGUGCUUAUCUGUCAAACUUGAAGUAAUUAUGUUACUGACAGUGUUUUAGAUAUUUUAAUUUUGUGCUCUUAAAUGGAUGUGGACAAAAUGGCUGCUUUCAUGAAGAUUAGCCAUGUGCUUUGUUUUACUGUUAUUUAAGUGUUUGUCAUAAUUGGGUUUGUUGUCAUUUUUAUUUAAAUUUGUAAAAUGUUAAUAGUAUGUCAUUUCAAGUGUCUUUAAAGUAUGUUUUGGAAACAAAUGUUUUAAGGAAUGUUAAAUUUAGUUUAUACAAUAAUUUAAUGAGUAUGUGACAAUUUUCAUUUUGGGUGAGCUAUUUUUUUAAAUGUUGUUGCAGGAGCACUGCACAUGUCUAACACAACUAAUUCUUUAUCUUUUUGUACAAUAUUUAAUACAUACAAGAUGUAUAAAGUGUUUUUAAGCCUCAUGUGUUUAAUAAUGUAAUUGAUAGCAUUUCAGAUAUUUUCAGUGGUAAAACAUGGUUUAUUCUCAUUGUCAUGUUAACUAUACUUUUACAAUUGAAUGUUUUGUCAUUGUUUUCACACUGUUCUUUAUAUUUUAUACAUGGUGUUGAAUUCAGAACUGCGACUUGAGGUAAUUUUAUUAUUAUUAUUUUUUUUUUUUAGUUAAAUAUGUUAAGUAGGUUGGCAGGUUGAAGUUAUUAAUGAUAAUACUUUAAGGCUGGACAUGCUGCUUAUAAAAAAAGGUUGAUUUAAGUUUAAAUGUUAGAAUGAUGGUGUACUUUUUGAGAAAUGUGGUUACUUUGUCAUGCAUCAUGUAAAUUAAUUUUUAUGCUACCACCAUUAAUAAUUUGUUUUACUGAAAUACAUGUUCAAUAUCAUGGCAGAAAAGUGAGAACUUUUUUUUUUUUUUUUUUCCUAGUAAAAAUAUCUAAACAUUAUUUAAUGAAGAUACAUUUACUUGAGAUGCAACAUGACUUAAGUUAUUGUAUAUCUGCCAGUGGGUAAAGAAAGUUACAUUUAAUUCAAUAGUAACACAAGAUUUUUUUUUACACCACUGGCAGAUUUUUUUUUUUUUUUGGGCAUACAUUUAAUUUUGAUACAUGAAGCAAGAAAAUCAUUUUUGCAGUGUAGUGAAGUGGAGUAUUGCUGGGUGUUUUACAAAACUAUGAACUUGAAUCAUUUAAGCAUACAUAAUCAUCUUGUAUGUGUUUACAGAUGCCACGGCCCAAGAAAAGGUCCCGGAUCGCCAAGAAGCUCUAUGCACAACGUUGUGCAAAUGCAGAGGUUCCGCCGCUUCCUCUUAAAAAAAUGGCAGAGGCUGCACCGCUUCCUCUUAAAAAAAGUCAAGCAGAGGUUCGGCCACUUCCUAUUAAUAAAUUGGCCGAGGUUCGGUCGCCUCCUCUGAAUAAAAAGGCACAGGGGACAUCGUUCCCCUUUAACAACCAGGGGACAUCGUUUCCCUUUGACCACCAGGGGACAUCGUUUCCCUUUACUGAGGGGACAUUGCUUCCCCUUUACCAAAGAACAUCGCACCCUCAAAUCCAGGGGACAACGCUUCCUGUGGGGGAGGAUAUGCAGGUUCUUUUGGCAGAGGUUCGGCCGCUUCCUCUUGAAAAAAUGGCAGGGGUUCCACCUCUUCCCCUUAAACAAAUGGCCCAGGGGACAAUGUUCCUUCUGGAAAGGGGUACAGAACCAUUACCUCUUUUGAAAAACUAUCAGACCUGUUACACAAGUGAUACCACUGGCGCAAAUGAUACAAAUGAUACAAAUGAUACAAAUGAAACAAAUUAAACAAACCUGAAACAAACAAGACAAAAACCAAAAAACCUAAUUUCUAUGAAACUUGAUGACAAUGCUUUGAAUGUUUCAACUGCAUGUUCUGAAUUUCCACAGAGAUCAGUGCUAAGAGGUUCCUUUCAUCAAGGUGAUGCCCGCUUUGGAAAUUCACGUGGCAGGCAGUGUGGAGCCAUCAGUCUGACAGCGGUUUUGAGAAGCAAGAUGAAGAACGUGCUGACCUGGACGGCACAAGAUCUUGACAGUGUCUUGGUGGCAGGAACACGCCUUUAUGAAUCUUUACGAAACUGGGGUAACAUAAAUGACAGACAAGUCAGGGGUAGGAAUUACAUUGCAGUCCAUGAAUUACCGAGGAGACAUGUGCUGGGUAAUACUGUAUUUUCCAUAGAGUAUGCAGAGUCUCUCACUGGAUUUGUUAAUGUUGAUGAUUAUGAUGUAACCUUAAUCAAUGUGGCCAUGCCACUUGAUGUAGCUCUUCAGCAAGCUCUACUGAGUGCCGAUGCUUUCCUUUUAACCAUUUGUGCCAACACAUGUGCAGUUAUUAAAGAGGGCUCAUGGUAUGCCUUUGUUGAUUCUCAUGCUAACAAAAUCGAGACAAGUUGUGUUGCUUAUCACAGCACCAUUGAAUCUUUGUACAACUACAUUAAUGAGAUUGCACAGUCAUUUGGGGUAAGUGGACCACGAUUUGAGAUAACUGGAGUUUUGGUUCAUGCAGAUGCUGAAGUUUCUCACUCUCUGCAGGCAAGACCGCAGCAGUUUUCCAUGCUUUUCCAGUAAAGUGCUUUACAGUGAAGUCUUAAAAGGCACACACAAGGUAUGCAAAUCUGUGAAGACUGAGGUAAGGUCAUCUGAAUUUGAAGUAUCUGAAGCUGUGAAUGCAAGCACUAACCUUCCAAUGCCGCAGCCAGUGUGUAACGUUUUGCCAAGUAAAGGAAAAAGGGGGAGAAGAAAGCAGGAUGAACUUCCAGAGAAACAGGUCACAAUGUCUUGUUGAAAAUGUUGCAGAUGACAUAAUUAUUACAGAUAAUACAUUACAAUUCCAGAAGUACAUUUUUCUCCUUUAACCCAUAGAGAUCAGCAAGCUUUAUGUGAACUUGUGCUUCUGACAAAUGACAGUAACAGUGACCGUGAUGUCAUAACAAACUUUGGUCCCAUUGCAGGUCCAUGUCAGACAAAGAGUAUCAAACCAGAUGGUAACUGCUUUUUCAGAUCGUUGGCAUAUGCAAUAUGUGGAAAUGAGGACAGGCAUUUGAAGAUUCGCCGUGCAGUGGUCAAACACCUGAAAAUGAAUGCAUCACUGUUUGAGAGGUAUGUGAGAAGUGAGUAUACUUCAGUAGAGAAUUACUUGACACAGUCUAGAAUCUAUUAUUCUGGGUCAUGGGCAACUGAAAUUGAUAUCUUUGCUGCUUCUAAUCUGUUUAAUACGACCAUAAUGACUUUUAACGAUGACCGAUGGAAUGCACAUAAACCUACUAGAGAGGUAAUUAUGAAUAAUGUAAUCUAUUUGACACACUGCAACGGUAAUCAUUAUGAAGUUGUGACAUGUUAAGCACAGAGAUCGAGACAUUUGUGCAGGAAUAUGUGGGAAUGCCACUUCCAAUGAGGUCAGAAUGCCAUGUCUACGUAAAAGGAAGGUAAGCGAUGCAUCAGAAUGUUCCACAACCAAGAGUGAUCGAGAAAGAUACUGCAACGACAGUGAGUACAGACAGAAAAAAUUGAAGCACUUGAAAUCAAAAUACUGUAAUGAGACUGAAUUCAGGGAGAAAAGACGUAAAUAUUCAAAAGAUUAUUAUGCAAGCAAUGUUCAGUUUCAGAAACCGGUUUCCCACUAUUCCCAGGUCAAGUACAAGAGUAAUGUGGUCUUUCAAACAAGAGUACGUGAGUAUUCCAAGAAGAAAUAUCUUCGAAACCCGGCCUUCAAAGCAAGAAUACGUGAGUAUUCCAAGGAGAAAUAUCUUCGAAACCCGGCCUUCAAAGCACGAGUGUGUGAGUAUUCUAUUAUGAAAUACCAUAAAAAUGAGAACUUUCGUUUCAGUACAAUAAAGAGAGGCUGUGAAAUGUAUGCUAAAAAGGAAGAACAGAAAGCUAUUGAUGUUGCUAUUGCUUAUUUUCAUCAAGAAGUUAGUAGAGGUCCAGAGUUUGUGUGCUGUGUCUGUCACCGUUUACUUUUCAGAAAGCAGGUUAGAGAGUGCAGAAUGGGUUGCUAUGAAGACCGAGGGGAACAAAUUGCUGCUUUGGCAAGAAAAUGCAUCACAAAUAGAUAUGUGCAUGUUUGUGGUGAUGAAAAAUGUGCUAAUUCUUCUGAUUAUUCUCCAGGGUGCAAAUUGUGGAUCUGUCCAACGUGUCAUCGAAAAAUCCUUUGUGGAAAACUGCCUGAAGAGAGUAUUGCCAACAAUAUGCAUUUGGUGGACAUUCCAAAUCAACUGAAGUGUCUUAACUCCUUGGAACAACAUCUUGUUGCACGCAACAUUCCUUUUUUGAAGUUGCUCUGUCUUCCCCGUGGAAAACAAAAUGGCUGCCACGGACCUGUAGUGUGUGUUCCUGUAAAUACAGCAGAUGUGUCUAAUAUUCUUCCACGGAAUGAAUGUGAUGACAAGAUGAUCAGGAUCAAACUGAAGCGCAAGUUAACCUACAAAGGGCAUUAUGAGUACAAGUAUGUACACACUGAUCGUGUUAGAAAUGCUCUGAAAUGUUUGAUCAGAAGCAAUAAGUGGUACAAAGAUGUGGUGAUUAAUGAACAGUGGAUCAACUCUUUGAAUGAACUGGAAGAGAAUGUUCCUGAUGAAAUGGAGGAACAAGAUGUAUUUGAAAAGAGUGAAGAGGAAAAUGAUCCUGAAGAACAGCAAGAGGAAGACUUGACUUACAUCAAAGAGCAAAGUGGUCUUUUGUCAGACACAUGUUUACAACCUGUGGAUCUUGGUUCAGAAAUAAUUGAUCAGCAUUUUGAAGAUGUGUUAAAUGUGGCACCAGCUGAAGGUAACAGUCCAGUUAAAUUACUAUCUGAUAAAAGCAACGAAGCAAAAUGUUUCCCUGUUCUCUUUCCAACUGGUGGUCCAACAUUCCAUGAUGAGAGGGAGGAAAAAAAUCACAUUGUCACGAUAUCUUAAUGCACGGAUCCUCAACGCAGAUGGACGUUUUGCAAGGAGCACAGACUUCAUUUUCUAUGCACAAUAUAUGUCGGAGUUGGAUCAAAUUGUAUCUAAUGUUUCCAUUGCUUUGCGAAAAGGGUCA